GAAUCACACACUUGAGCGUGUGAAAGUGCAGGUAGACCUACCGACCAGCACGCAACAGUACCACGUGCAUCGCUUACUGCGACAACUCCCAACGCUUCCAUAUCCGCUUCACCGUCUCUCAAGGUUUCUCCCAGAGAAAGACCCACCAGUCAUGUCUUCAACGCGCAACACUGCACUGCGGGAGACAACCCACUCCUUCUGCCGCGCGUUGAUAUCGCCGCCGCCUCCUCCCUCAGACCUCCUAUUGCAGUACUUCAGCAAUGCGCCCAAGAUCACGGAGCACGGCCCUGAGUGGUCACGUUCGCGGCUACCUUUCUUAGCUAAGACCUUUUCUGGUAGAGAUGGAUGCGAGGAGUAUUUCAAGGUGAUGACUGAUGUACUGGACAUGUCUUUGCCCGAGGAUGCAUUCCCGGGAAAGGAGGGGUUCAUUGUGGAUGCAGAGGCGGGAAUGGUAAGUGUCGUUGGUAAAGGACGAUUUACAAGUAGGAAAACGGGCAAGGGAUGGAACGAACAAUUCAUCUAUAGGUUUAGUGGGUUUGAUGAGCAGGGCAAGAUAGGGCAUUGGGAGGUCUGGGCGGAUCCAUUGAGUGCCUGGAACGCUGUUGGAGAGUAAACUCCAUUUCCUGACGGAGAUAUCAGAUUAUACUGAAUUCCGUGCAGGGUUUUUCCACGCUUAGCGUUGCGAACACAUCAAUCAGCGCGAAGAGACUGAUAUGUGAGAUUCACAGACGACAUGUUGCACAUACGUGCUAGUGAUUUUAGUGAAUGAAAGACGUUAGCGCGUCCUGGAUGUGGGUCCUGUCGGUGGUUUCUGCACCUUCUUCCGAAACCCUUCAACUUUUCUUCCUCGCGCUUUUGCACCUUGACACCAACUCUCCAACACCAUGGCGCAAGCUCUGUAAAGCUCAACAGGGCGACCACCCUCUUCGCCAACAUCUCCCCUAUCUUAGACGACUAACAUGUAGCUCCUAUCUACAGUAUUAUGUUUCAGAAGGUAC
This is a messenger RNA of Alternaria alternata, 998 nucleotides long. RefSeq lists its product as hypothetical. NCBI's taxonomy places the organism in Eukaryota, Fungi, Ascomycota, Dothideomycetes, Pleosporales, Pleosporaceae. The transcript has a single exon. The coding region runs from base 152 to 613 and encodes 153 amino acids. The record is from RefSeq and is a predicted model, not a curated record.